AGUCACGUGAGCCGGGCCGGGGCGUCCCGUUACGCGCUCGCAUGGUGGCCCCAAUGUGCGGUUCAUCGGGCGGCCGCCCGGCCCGGACGCUGACGCGGGCCCUGGCGCUGGCCCUGGCGCUAGACCUCCUGAUCGGGCUCUCCCUGAGCGGCCUGACGGGCGCGAUCCCGGCCGCAGGGGGCCGCUGGGAGCGCGACAGCCCGGUGCCGCCCGCCUCCCGCAGCCGCUCGGUGCUCCUGGAUGCCGCGACGGGCCAGCUGCGCCUGGUGGACGGCCGUCACCCCGACGCCGUGGCCUGGGCCAACCUCACCAACGCCAUCCGCGAGACCGGAUGGGCCUUUCUGGAGGUCGGCACAAGCGGCCGCUACAAUGACAGCCUGCAGGCCUACGCGGCUGGGAUGGCAGAGGCCGCCGUGUCCGAGGAGCUCAUCUACAUGCACUGGAUGAAUACGGUGGUGAACUACUGCGGCCCCUUCAAGUACGAAGCCAGCUACUGCGAGAGGCUCAAGAGCUUCCUGGAGGCCAACCUGGCGUGGAUGCAGGAGGAGAUGGAGCUGAGCACGGACAUCACCUACUGGCACCAGGUGCGGCUGACCCUCCUGCAGCUGAAAGGCCUGGAGGACAGCUACGAAGGCAGUGUGGCCUUCCCAACCGGGAGGUUCACCAUCAAGCCCUUGGGGUUCCUCCUGCUGCAGAUCUCCGGGGACCUGGAAGACCUGGAACCGGCCCUGAAUAAGACCAAGACCAAGCGCGCCCUGGGCUCGGGCUCCUGCUCUGCUCUCAUCAAGCUGCUGCCCGGCCAGCGCGACCUCCUGGUUGCCCACAACACCUGGAACUCCUACCAGCAGAUGCUGCGUGUCAUCAAGAAGUACUCGUUCCAGUUUCAGGAGGGCCCCCGAGAGGACGACCCGCUGGUUCCCGGCAACAACGUGAUCUUCUCUUCCUACCCUGGCACCAUCUUCUCCUGCGAUGACUUCUACAUCCUGGGCAGUGGGCUGGUCACCCUGGAAACCACCAUCGGCAACAACAACCCGGCCCUGUGGAAGUACGUGCAGCCCAGGGGCGGGGUGCUCGAGUGGGUGCGUAACGUGGUGGCUAACCGCUUGGCCCUGGACGGGGACACGUGGACAGACAUCUUCAAAAGGUUCAACAGUGGCACGUACAACAACCAGUGGAUGAUCGUGGACUACAAGGCGUUCGUCCCGGGCGACCCCAGCCCUGGGAGCAAGGUGCUCACCAUCCUGGAGCAGCUCCCGGGCGUGGUGGUGGUGGCCGACAAGACCUCGGAGCUCUACCAGAAGUCCUACUGGGCCAGCUACAACAUACCGUCCUUUGAGUGUGUGUUCAACGCCAGCGGGCUGCAGGAACUGGUGGCCCAGUAUGGGGACUGGUUUUCCUACGAUGGCAGCCCGCGGGCCCAGAUCUUCCGGCGGAACCAGUCACUGGUGCAGGACGUGGACUCCAUGAUCCGGCUCAUGAGGUACAAUGACUUCCUCCACGACCCCCUGUCCCUGUGCCAAGCCUGCAGCCCCCAGCCCAACGGGGAGAAUGCCAUCUCGGCCCGCUCCGACCUCAACCCCUCCAACGGCUCCUACCCCUUCCAGGCCCUGCGCCAGCGCUCCCAUGGGGGCAUCGACGUGAAGGUGACCAGCGCGGCACUGGCCAAGGCCCUGCGCCUGCGGGCGGUCAGCGGCCCCACGUGGGACCAGCUGCCCCCCUUCCAGUGGAGCACCUCGCCCUUCCACGGCCUGCUGCACAUGGGCCAGCCCGACCUCUGGAAGUUCUCGCCCAUCGAGGUCUGGUGGGACUGAGGCUCCGUCCGCAGCUCUGCCGCCGGCUGUGGGGUCACUCUCGUCUGGGUGGGCUCCUCCCAGGAUGGGGGCACACCAGGGGGCCCAGAACUGACUUGUGUCACUCUCUCUCCAGACGUGGGCCUGUACCAUCGCCGCCUCCCUCUGCCUCUGUCUCUCUUUCUGCUUCUCUGCUCUCUGCAUCUGUUUCAGGCUGCUUCUCUCUCUCUGCCCUGCCCUGGGUCCCCGACUCAUGGCUGCUCCCCUGGGGGGAUUGGGAGGGGGCCUGAGCCCUGGCCGCCCUCAGUGGGCAGGAGGGGCUGGCCAGUCCAGCGCCCACCUCCCAGCGCCCUUCCUGCUGGAGCUUGUGGGCCCUCACAGCCUCUGGACCUGGUAUUGCCCCGGGUUGGUGUCACUCGUCCAGUGCCCAGCCCCAGCCCCUCUGCAUUGUGGGGAAACAGCCCGCUUGUCUCUCCUCUGGGCAGCUUCCUUGAAAACAAUCAAAAACCAAAGUUUUUUCUGUGACCUGUGGCUGGAGGGGCCUGAGCGUCGUCCUCCUUCCAGGGCAGGCAGAAUGCCAGCCCUGCCUCCUGCCGCCCCCCAUCUGUCCCCACUGCUGGCCCCAGGGCAGCGCCCACAGCUCCCCUGUGUAGGAACCAAGCCAUGGGCUGUGCCGCCAUUAAACGAGAGAGGCGGUGACCCCUUUGCUGUGCUUCUUGGGGCAGCGGGGAAGGCUGGGCCGGCGCCAUUAUCCUCUCAGGUUUGGGUUUUGCACCACCCACCCGUGUAUCCUUCUGUCUGUCUGCCAUGCAUCUGUCCAUCCAUCCAUCCAUAAAUCAAGAUAUUUAUUGAUUCUGUAAACCUAUAACCUAACUUUAAAAAAACUAUAAUUAAAAAAAGCUAAUUUAAAAAAUAA
Choloepus didactylus (southern two-toed sloth) is the source of this 2706-nucleotide messenger RNA. It is a transcript of the gene PLBD2, whose product is annotated as phospholipase B domain containing 2. Gene Ontology annotation, biological process: phospholipid catabolic process. Gene Ontology annotation, molecular function: glycerophospholipase activity. The transcript is spliced from 12 exons. Gene Ontology annotation, cellular component: extracellular region. The record is from RefSeq and is a predicted model, not a curated record. Lineage: Eukaryota; Metazoa; Chordata; Mammalia; Pilosa; Megalonychidae. The coding region runs from base 42 to 1811 and encodes 589 amino acids.